This is a messenger RNA of Anarrhichthys ocellatus (wolf-eel), 8422 nucleotides long. RefSeq names its product adaptor related protein complex 3 subunit beta 1a (gene ap3b1a). Gene Ontology annotation, cellular component: clathrin adaptor complex; membrane coat; AP-3 adaptor complex. The record is from RefSeq and is a predicted model, not a curated record. Gene Ontology annotation, biological process: vesicle-mediated transport; intracellular protein transport. NCBI's taxonomy places the organism in Eukaryota, Metazoa, Chordata, Actinopteri, Perciformes, Anarhichadidae. Bases 4272 to 7619 code for a protein of 1115 amino acids. The transcript has 27 exons.
GUUUAGACGGUAACGGAGAACUUCUGUAUUGACUAGUGUGUCGUUAGCUGACUUCCAGAAGAAGCCGAGCAGCAUCAUCAACAAGCUAGUCAGUGAUGGCGACUGACCGUUAACGCUGACAAAAAUAACCUUAUUUUAUAUCUUUUAUUGGACAUGUUUUGCUUUUCAGUAUAAAGUUACUUAAAUAACUAUGUUAUAUUCGCAGUUGCCAGUUUAUUUGGUACAACUAUCUCAAACUAAUAGUCUAAUACAACAUUACUUCAAUACAUCAUACUCUUAUGAAGGUUAUAACUGUCCUUUGUUGUUGUCAACUGACACAAAUAUCCUUAUUUUAAAUGUUUUCUUGGACACAUGUUUUGCUUUAUUUCACCCCUGUGUUUGCCCAUAAAGAUAAAGCCACAAUUCACAAGAUAGUUCAGUAUAAAGGUAAAUAAAGUGUUAUGUUAUAUACUACCAGUUUAUUUAGUACAACUUGCUAAAACUAAUAAAUAACACUCUUAUGAAGGUUAUAAUGGUCCUGUUCUUGUUGAAGAAAGAGGUUGAUAUCUAUGAUAACUAUGAUCAUUUUGAAUACAGUGUCACAUCAUAUUGAGAAGUUUCUCUAAUAUUUUAGCCACUUAAUAUGCAUAUAAAUGAGGAUAAACUAAAUCUUAGACACACCUCUAAGUAUAAAGCAAUAUAGUUCAGCAGCACCACAAAGUACAAUGUUGAAUCUGUACCUCUUUAAAACAUUUAACUUCUUGAACUUAAGGAUUUAUUGAUUUUAGUUUAGCAGCACUUUAACUCUGUCUUAUAUGAAUUUAUGGUGCUUUACGAGCCCUCGUAUGCAUGACACAAUAAUAAAACCACUUAAAUUUACAUAUCCAGAGUUUAAACUACUAGAAACACUUGAAACCCUUUGGACUCAACACACCACAUACGUUUCUGUGUGUGUUUUCCAGCUGAAACUGUUAAAUACUUCAGAGGAGAAGAAGUUCCAUAGUUUCUAUAUUAACUUCGCGUCACGGUUAGCUCGUCAGAACCGUGUUUAAUUAAUCUUCUCGCUUGUGUCAAACUGAAACUGGACUGUCAGCAUGUUUUUGAGUUUCAUGUCAGAAACCUUCCACUGGAGGGCAGCCGAUCAUCAGCGCAGCCAUCCUCUGCGUUUUGUAAUUUCCUGUAAACUCAGUGUUUUAUGCAGCUUAGCUCCUCUGGUUUAUAGAAAGCAACACACCACAUGAGCUCCACAGGGGUAGAUUGUUAGUGCCCCGUCAGUAUUUUAGCACAAUAUACAGGCUUUUAUUUGUUAAUUUUAACAAGAAAUGCUGGUAAUAAAACGUGUGUGUGAGGUCACGCUGCAGCUCCUGGUUUAGUUUUUCAGAGUGAUCUCUGCAGCAGGAUUUUGUCAGUGUUAAAAUGUUGCUGACUAUGCUGAAGUGAACCUAAUCUGUCUCACAUGACCAUCUACUCAGUCAGGCAUGGCGAGGUCAGAUGUUUUCCAGCAUCUCGGCCACACUGGGUUGAAAAUAUAAGGACAUGAAUGAUGCUUCUGUUUGUCUGUCCGACACAAUGCCUCACACAAGCUUAGUCCUCCUCAGCGUUUCUGUGUGUUGCAUAUUUAUUAAUUAUUAAAGCUAGCGUGUUUCAGGAUGGAGAGUCUGUUGUGCUUCAGUCAAAUCAGGCUUUUGUUAUUUGGACCUCCUGAGUGUUUGUCACAUGUGAAGAACACGGCAACAUUCCUGCACUUUAGUCUCAAAGGCUUCUUCUGACUGGCUCCAUGAAACAUGUGACUUAUCAUCUGUGACUAAAGAGAUAUAGUGGUUUCCUUGUAUAAAUAGUUGCAUUUGAGCUGCAUUAAAAGUUAGGAUCUAGAUCUUCAUGACAGGGUUGUUGGGUUUAAUUUGGCCUGAGAGACUUCCUCCUUGUAGAAAUGAGGCGUAUUUCAUGUUUGAUGUUGGAAAACAUUCAUUGAAACGCUGCAGAUUGACUUGAUAUAACGUCAUUAUUCCCCUGCUUAUGUUUUGUAUUGUUACAUUCUAUUAUACAUUUAGCAGUGUGCCAUUAAGAAAACACCUUGUUGUAGUAUCAUAAUCCAUGAAAAGCUUGUCCCUGCAUGUACUUUCUCUGAUAUCUUUUUUUCUGACUGCUCACCAUCACUGCAAACUUUAACAAACUUCCAGAGCGGUGGAUCCAAAUAUUUGAACAAGAACGUGCAUAUUUUCCCAGGCUUCUUGGCAAUGCUCGGCCAAACCACAACUCCAGUUUCUCUGUUAUUUCAGAGGAUUUAGGAGAUCUGUAUGAGUUAUUCCUUUCUGACAUAAAGCAAGCAUACACUUUUUAGUUUCACAGUUUCUCUUUUAUAAACGCCUCAUUUCAUGUUCUACUAUCAGCCCCUGUUGUCUUUUCUCAGACGCUGCAUCUGGUGUUAAUUUAUCAAAAGUUGCAAAGAGUUUGUCAACCACUGUUUCCACAACUAUUCAAGUACUCUGAAAUAUUCACAGUUUUUUUUAAACACAGGAAAAGCUGCUAAAAUGGGCGACUUCUUCCCGAUGGCCAGUAGAGGAGUCUGCCUUUCUGUUUUGUUUUUCUGGGGUGUCACGUUCAAUGUCACAGACGCAUUGAAAAAGUUCUGGAGAUCAACCUUGUGAACCAGUUUCAUAAAAUCCAGCUGUGAACGACGUCUCCAGCUGUUUCUGGUUGUACCGUGAGUCUGUUAAAACUACACGAUGAGAUCCAAGAUACCUGCUGACAACAAUGCAGCCCGUCUGUCCUCCACCCUUCACCUGAGUUAAAGAGUUACGCGUGAUAUCUAGUGACGCUAACUCUGCUUUAAUGGACACAUUUAGUUGCAGAAACAAAAUACAGUUCUUAUACGAUUGGUAAAGAAUCUUCAAAACCAAAAAUUAGCAUUGAAAUACAAGAAAUCAAAUUAUUUUUGUUUUCACAAAUAUAACAUCGUGGCAUUAAAUGAGAUGGACACACAAGUGGCACAUUUGUGAUAAAUAUUCAUUAGGAAACUGCUGUGAGUAAAUGAUGUCAUAAUAAAUCUCAGCAGUGAUGGAAAAAAAACCUGAAGUGAUGCAGACGUUUGGCUUUUUGUUGUGUGGAGAGAUCGAGACGAUGCAGUGAGGUGUUUGCUAUCGCUAACUUGGUGCUGUUUUCACUACUCUUACAUUGUUGUUUUGGUAGACAGCUGUUUUCUGCAACAACAAAAAAAACUUAACAUAUUCAGCAGUUUAUGAGACGGAUAUUUCCUUCUGGAGUUGGUGGAGACCAAAAGCCGAGCUAAAAGAGAGGUUAGAUGGCCAGAAAAACAUCUUCAAAUAAAUGAUAAUGCUGCUUUUUGUCUACUGGAUGUCUAUGGGAAGUGUUUAGCAAGUAUGCUAUAUCAACUUCAUGCUAAUAUGUCACUGUUGUGUUUAGCUUGUUUCUGUAGCAUCCAAGUGUCUCCAAAAAAAUCAGUUUGUGCAGGUUUGAACAAUAAUAUAUCUUCUGCUUUGUCAUUAGGCUGCAAACACGUUGAAAUAUUGAUCGUGUGAUGUAUUUAUCAGCUUGUGAAAGCGACCGGAGUCUCCCACAGAAAGGGUAGGAAGCUGAUUCUGCAACAUUUACCUCUUAACGGGUGUUUCCUGACAUUCAGCCCGGUGCUGUUAUCGUUGAUGUCGGCCCGUCCUGUUGGCAGAGUCCUGCGUGGGCAAAGUGGAUUAUUGUGCAGCGGAGGUGAUGAAAAGUUGCUCGGUGUUUACCCACCAGUGUAGAUAAGGCCCUCCUUCUUUCCCCCUAGAGGGAAGUGACCACAGUCACACAGAGUCACAAUCACAGCCGGGAGGCAGGUGAGAUAUCCGUGUUUCCAGAGGAAAAAACUACACGUACAGCAAGAUAAGAGCAGCAACACCAUCUGACCGGCAGGUAGUUUCAGAACAAAGGUGGACUACAACAGAGAGAGCAGGCACUACCCUCAAGCAUGAGGAUGACUUGCCAUUAGCGGAGCUGACUGGGCAUCUUGUGACUUUUAUUUAUUUUGCCCAAGAGAAGAGGAAGGGAGCUGUGAAUGACAGGCCAGUGGAGCCGGCGCUGCUUCUCCCUCAGCAGUGACAGCUUUUGAACUGUAAUCAAAAGCCAAGAGGACAGGGACCACAGCCUGAAGGAAAGAAAUGACCUGUUCCACUCCUGAGUUACUUUAGAUACAGCCAGAGGGGUUUGUGGACUCUGUUCUUUAGACAGCUAACACACACACAGAAGGAGUUUUUUUUUUUUUUUUUCUUCUUCGACUGCUGUGGAGGAAAGCCGGUAUGGAUGUUGGUUUCUGUCUCCGCUCGGAGGCGGUGGGAGCCAUGAGGACGGCACUGAUGUCCGCUGAGAACUUACAGCUCACUCUGAAGACUGAGCUCAGUCAGGAGGAGCAGGCCCUCACUCACACCAAGAGGAGCCCCAAGGAGACACUCAAAGCCGGGAAUGAAGACCUUAAAGAGAUGUUGGAGAGCAACAAGGAGUCGCUCAAACUGGAGGCCAUGAAAACGGUUGUUGGGCUGAUUGCCAAAGGGAAGAAUGCAUCCGAGCUGUUUCCUGCUGUUGUGAAGAACGUGGCGAGUAAGAACAUCGAGCUGAAGAAGCUUGUGUAUGUGUACCUGGUGAGGUAUGCAGAGGAGCAGCAGGAUCUGGCUCUGCUGUCCAUCAGCACCUUCCAGCGGGCGCUCAAGGAGCCAAACCAGUUCAUCCGGGCCAGCGCUCUGAGGGUUCUGUCCAGUAUCCGGGUCUCCAUCAUUGUCCCCAUCAUGAUGCUGGCCAUCAAGGAGGCGGCGGCCGACCUGUCCCCGUAUGUCAGGAAGACGUCGGCCCACGCGAUCCAGAAGCUCUACAGCCUGGAUCCCGACCAGAAGGAGCAGCUGAUCGAAGUGAUAGAGAAACUCCUGAAAGACAAAAGCACACUGGUGGCCGGCAGUGUGGUGGUGGCCUUUGAGGAGGUGUGUCCAGACCGCAUCGACCUGAUCCAUAAGAACUACAGAAAGCUGUGUAACCUGCUGGUGGAUGUGGAGGAGUGGGGUCAGGUGGUCAUCAUCUCCAUGCUGACGCGCUAUGCCAGGACGCAGUUCACCAGUCCCUGGAAGGAGGGGGCCAUGUUUGACGAGAACAACGAGAAGGCGUUCUAUGAGUCCGACUCCGAGGAGAAGAAAGACCAGACGGAGGCAAAGCCUUACACCAUGGAUCCAGAUCACAGACUGCUGCUCAGGAACACCAAACCUCUGCUGCAGAGCAGGAACACGGCUGUGGUGAUGUCCGUCGCUCAGCUCUAUUGGCAUUUGGCUCCUCAGCAUGAAGUCAACAUUGUCACCAAGUCACUGGUUCGACUACUAAGAAGCCACAGAGAGGUUCAGUACAUCGUGCUGCAGAAUAUCGCCACGAUGACCAUCCAGAGGAAGGGGAUGUUUGAGCCCUUCAUGAAGAGUUUCUAUGUGAGAUCUACAGACGCUACGCACAUCAAAACACUGAAGCUGGAGAUCCUGACCAACCUGGCCAAUGAAGCAAACAUCUCCACUAUCCUGAGGGAGUUUCAGACCUACGUGAAGAGCCAGGACAAGGCGUUCGCAGCAGCCACCAUUCAAGCCAUCGGCCGGUGUGCCACCAACAUCUCUGAGGUGACCGACACUUGUCUCAACGGUCUGGUGCUGCUGCUUUCCAACAGAGACGAGACGGUGGUGGCGGAGAGCGUGGUGGUGAUCAAGAAGUUGCUUCAGACUCAGCCCACCCAGCACAGUGAGAUCAUCAAACACAUGGCCAAGCUCUUCGACAACAUCACGGUCUCCAUGGCUCGAGCCAGCAUCCUGUGGCUGAUGGGCGAGUACUGCGACAGGGUGCCAAAAAUUGCCCCCGAUGUGCUCCGUAAGAUGGCGAAGACUUUCACGGCAGAGGAGGACAUCGUCAAGCUGCAGACGGUCAACCUAGCAGCCAAACUCUACCUGACCAACUCCAAGCAGACUAAGCUGCUGACCCAGUACAUCCUGAACCUCGGCAAAUACGACCAGAGCUACGACAUCAGAGACCGAACCCGCUUCAUAAGGCAGCUCAUAGUGCCCAACGAGAAGAGCGGCGCCCUCAACAAGUACGCCCGGCGCAUCCUGCUGGCCCCCAAACCGGCCCCGGUGCUCGAGUCCGCCUUCAAAGAUCGAGACCGUUUCCAGCUGGGCACUCUCUCCCACAGCAUCAACAGUAAAGCCGCCGGAUACCAGGAGCUCUCCGACUGGCCAGCUGUUGCUCCUGACCAGUCUGUGAGGAACGUGGAGGUCAUUGAGCCAGUGCAAGAGUGGGCACCGUUAGUUGGGAAGGCCAAGAAACCCAAAUCCACUGAGAAGUUCUACUCGGAUGAUGAAGAGGAGAAAGAAGAGGAAGGAUCAGAGAGCAGUGAAGGCGGCGACAGCAGCAGCAGCAGCAGCAGCAGCAGCAGUAGUGAAGAGUCGGGCAGCGAGAGUGAGGAGCAAAGCAGCGAAGAGUCGGACAAGAGCUCCAGCGGAUCUGGAAAGAGCUCCAGCGGAUCUGAAAAGAGCUCCAGUGAGUCUGAAUCCGAACAAAAGAAGAAGAAAAAGACCAAGAAGGCAUCGAAGAAGAAUGGCAAGACGACUGCUGCUUUCAGCGACUCGGAUGAAAACGGAAAUGGACCCGUAGCCCGAGAUGGCAGCACGUCGGCCGAGAGCUCCUCCGGCUCAGAGACCGACAACGAGGACUCCAAUUCAGACGCCCCCCCAACGCAACAGAAGAAGAAGAGCGACGUGAAGUCCAAACCCGAGGUGAAAGGGAAGUCCAAGAAGGAAGUCUCUUUACUGGAUCUAGAUGACUUUUCUCCUGCGCCCACGAACGCACCCAAGUCUUCGGUCGUCUCUUUGUCCCUGCUGUCCGACCUCGAGGGCCUUUCUCUCUCCAACACCUCCUCCACCAUGCAGGUCACCACUCCGUCUUUUGGCCCUGUGAAAACCUACGAGCUGCUUCACCAUAUGACCGGGAAAGGUUUGUCAGCCAAGUACCAUUUCCCCAGGCAGCCCUGUUUGUACCAGCCCAGCAUGGUGGCUGUACAGGUCACACUGACCAACAGCUCAGACCACAGCCUGGAGGAGAUCCACAUAGGAGACCGAAGCCCGGCGAGCCUCAACAUCCACUGCUUCAACACCAUCGAGCGGCUGGAGCCAGAGGCCUCUGUGACGGUUUCCAUGGGUAUUGACUUCAGCGACUCGACACAAGCAGCCAACUUCCAGUUGUGCACCAAGGAGGACCAGUUCAGUGUGUCCAUCCAGCCCGCUGUGGGAGAGCUGCUAAUGCCCAGCACCCUGACGGAGCAAGACUUCAGCAAGGAGCAAGGUAAGCUCCUGGGCAUGAACGAGACCUCUGCAACCGUCACGAUGGCAACAGCUAACACCUCCAGCCAGACCGUCAACACGCAGGUCCUGUCUGUGGCCAACGUAGGAGUGGUUUCAUCCGGACAAAACAGCCUCCACAGGUUUGCUGGGCGGACGGUGAGCAGCGGAGCCCUGGUCUUGGUCUCGCUGGAGCUGAAGGAGUCCUCCGCCGCGCUGCUCACCAUCAACACAGACAAGAGCGUCAUGGCGUCCAUGUUGCUCCGAGACCUCAAACAAGCCCUCGCCCUGGCGUAGAGAGCCCUCCCUCCCUCCUCCCUCCACCCUCCUCCUCCCUCCUCCCUCCUCCCUUGAGUAAAGGUAAAGGGGAACCACACUUCAUUAAAGAUUUCACGUAUUUUAUCUCUGUGAUUGAGGACAAUUCAAGCACUUUUAUCCGAAAUACGGAGCUUGAUCUUGUGUCACUCACGGAGAAUUAACUGGAAACUAUUUUUUUUUUUUUUAUGGGCCGUGGUUUUUGGGAAGGAUUGUCCUGAAUCACGAGAAUAACUUUGUGAAAGUCUUCGAGUAAAGUAGUGAACCCCCUUUAAGAACACACAGAAGGCAUCAAAGAAUUUAAAAUGUGACAUUUAACCUCCUUUAUACGUCACUCUCCAUCCAAUCGUGUCGGACCAACUGGUCAUUUACCUCAGCGGUUACUAUUUACUGUUCUCUGGUUUUGACCAAACAUUAUUUUAAGCAGCUGUACGUACAUGUUUGUGAGAGAGUACAUCGUUGCGUCACUCGACCGUCUGACCGUCGUCGAUGUUUCUACAGUUUGAGAUGUUGAGACGGUUUGCAUUGAUGGACUUUAGUGCCAAGAAAAAAAUAGAAAAAGGAGGAUUUCACCAUUAAAUGUAGACCUCAUCACAUGAUAAACGCCAAACGAGCCUCUCUGUCCCUGAUGUAGUUUUACCCCAAAAACCACAUUUGUUAAAGUGCCUUCUACGUGAAAAUGUUAUUUAGAAAAACCAAAACAUGUAUGUUAGACUUAAAUCAACAAGGUCUUUUUAUUUGUACCGCUUUGCCUGAACAAUAAAGAGUGAAUUUAUUCAAAUAAA